UUGCUUGGUUGCAAUUGCAAGUCCAGGUCGUGGAGUGGAGGGCAAAUCUAAAGCACCACAACUACUGUCGAAGGCUCAACUUUAGUCACCUCACCUAGUCGAGACAAGUUUGCCUCUACUUAUCAGUGUAAAAAAUGGAGGAUCUAAUUUGGUGAGAAAAGAAAACAUUGUUUUGGUCAAUAAAUUAGUAGUCUAGAAAAUUGAUUGGAGAUCGAUUUAGCUUAUUAAAAUAGGGAUGCAAGGAGGAGGGAGGACUGGUUGACGCCUUGGUCGAGCUCAGUAGCGAGCCUGGACAAGCUCGAGCAUGUGGAGGUGAAUAAAUCACAAGUAUUUUAUUUAACAAAAUCUAAAACAUUUAUUUAGAACAAAUCUAAAACAUUUUAAGCUAAGACAACUCAGGAUACUAGUAAUUUCAGGACUCCUAGGGGGAGUGUCUUAACCCUGUUCGAUCAGACCAAUGCAACAGCCAGUUCCAGGCCCACGUAAAUUUCUACUGGACCUUAUCCAAACAUCUUUCAAGUGGCCCAGAAUCAGGCCCAGGCCCAGGCCCAGGCCCAGUCAAGCCUUUUCUUCACCCGUUCACCUCCUCUCUCCCACUCUCGGCGACAGACUGGGCUACCGACGCCGCCGCCGCCCUACGCCAGUCGACAGUUGCCCAGGCCUUCUCCGGCGACGAGCCCCCACCAGCGCGCAGGAUCAAUCUCGCCAGCCGCGGCUGGCCAAGUUGAAAGAGGAUGGGCCAGGAGACGGAGGUGGCGGAGAAGGAGGUGUUGCAGUCGGUAAGCGACCUCCCGGUGCAGGACCCGCCAGGAGAGGAGUUCUCCGCUGCCGACCUCACGUGGGUCAAGUACGCAAGUUCCGAGCACCACCGGGACGACGUUGCUCUCAUCCCCUACGACCGGAUGGAGGCCUUCAUCGGCGGCGAGAGCAACAACCCCGAGUGCCCCACUCGAUUCCACAUCGAGCGCGGCCGCAAGCGUGAGAGGGGCAGCCUCAGGGAGUACCGGAGCGACGAGUACCUCCUCUACAGGAUGUAUUGGUGCUCGUUUGGCCCUGAGAAUUAUGGGGAGGGAGGAACAAUCUUGCCUAGCAGAAAGUACAGGCUCAACACGAGGAACCGUGCCGCGCGCCCGCAGUCCAUGCGUGGCUGUACCUGCCAUUUUACCGUCAAGAGGCUCUAUGCCCGCCCUUCCUUGUUGCUCAUCAUCUACCACGAGAGGCGCCAUGUCAACAAGUCCGGCUUCAUAUGCCACGGGCCCCUCGACAGGGAUGCCAUCGGGCCUGGCGCUAGGAAAAUGCCCUACAUUGGGAGUGAAAUCCAGCAGCAGACCAUGUCAUUGAUCUACCUCGGUGUCCCAGAAGAGAACAUACUGCAGACACAUAUAGAAGGCAUACAGCGCUACUGUAGUGCAGAUGCCCAGGUUGAUAACCUUGCUUCGCAGUAUGUCCAGAAACUAGGGAUGAUCAUCAAGAGAUCGACACAUGAGUUGGAUCUGGAUGACCAAGCUAGCAUCAGGAUGUGGGUUGACAGAAAUAAGAAAUCUGUAUUCUUCUACCAGGAUUCAACUGAGGCAGAUGCCUUCAUCCUGGGGAUUCAGACAGAAUGGCAAUUGCAGCAAAUGAUGCGCUUUGGUCAUCAGAGUCUUUUGGCUUCUCAUUCCUCAUUUGGUGUAAGCAAGCUAAAGUAUCCAUUGCACACGCUUCUUGUAUUUGACUCAAGGCAGCAUGCUCUUCCUGUUGCAUGGGUCAUAACCCGCUCAGUUACUAACAAGGAUACACUGAAAUGGAUGAGGGCACUUACUGAUAGAAUACAUUCUAUAGAUUCCACCUGGAGAAUUGGUGGUUUUAUCAUUGAUGACCCGGCUUCAGAGCUGGGUCCGAUCAGGGAGGUAUUCGCCUGCCCAGUUUUGUUCUCUGUGUGGCAUAUCAGAAGAACCUGGCUUAAAAAUGUAAUCAAGAAAUGCAGCAAUGUUGAGGUGCAGCGGGAAAUUUUCAUCCAACUUGGCAAAAUCAUAUACAGUAUCUGGAGUGAGAAGAACCCUAUGGAUGCCCUAGGGAAGUUGUUUCAAGACUUUGUUGAUCAAACAACGUUCAUAAAAUAUUUCAAAUCAUUUUGGGUUCCCAAAUUGGAGAUGUGGAUUGACUCCAUCAGAAAUCUGCCAUUAGCAAGUCAGGAAUCAUGCGGUGCCAUUGAAGGUUACCAUCUGAAGCUGAAGGUAAAAGCAUACGAUGAUGUGCAGCUGGAUGCUCUUCAACGGGUGGACUGGUUAGUGCAUAAGCUCACAACAGAACUGCAUUCGAGCUACUGGAUCAACUUAUUUGCAGAUGAAAGCGGAUCAUUUCCUGAGGUGAAAGCAGACUAUAUUGCAUCCACGUCAUGGCAAAGGGCAUUGCAGAUACCUGAUGCUGCUGUUACCUUUGAUGACAAAGAGCCUCUUUUAGCCAGAGUGGUCAGCCAGAAGGAUACCAGUCAGACGCGGACUGUAUGGAAUCCCGGUUCUGAAUUCUCUCUCUGCGAUUGCUCAUGGUCAAUGCAGGGUAACCUAUGCAAGCAUGUGCUAAAGGUCAACAUGAUGUGUGGAGCACGCAAAGAUUUUCAGCCCUCGCUGUCUUUCCAGUCAUAUCAGCACGUCCUGCUUGAUCUAUGGCAAAAACCAUUGGAUGAUUCGUUCUCGCUUGACCUCUCGGUAGCAUGGGUCAUGCAGAUGCAGGAGAAGAUCAAACAUGUAGCUGAGCUUGCCACCUCCGGUGGUAUUGUCCAAGUUGCAGGGAAAUUGCCGAUUCAAUGGACAAAAAAGAGAGGGAGAAGAGUAGCCGCCAAACGCCCAUUACUUCUUCCUCAUUCUAACGGCAGUUUGCAGAAGGAGACGACCCCAAAGAAGAGCAAGAAGAGGAAGAGGCUAUCUAGGUUUCUGGGGUAAAUGCGCCUCCUACACUUGUGGUCUCUCUGUAAUUAGACGGCUACUCUUUUUUCUUUUUCUUUUUUUUUUGUGCCCGGUGUAUUCCAUUUCUGCAAUUACCUUUGGGCUGAGUGGACUUGCUCAGCUACUUGUAAUCAGCUCCACUUCCCUAUGUCUCCUAGUACUAGGAACAACAGUUGUGCAGUCUGUAAUAGGGAGCCACUGGAUGGGUUUCUCUUAUUCCAGUAGGAAUGUAGGAUGCUGCGAAAUUCCAGUCUUAUUCGUUUUGCUGGUGCAGAACUUCCAUUUGAAACAUGUGAUGAUGUGCGGAUUCAGUUGCUGCUCAUUGCAACAUGCAAGUACUGGAGUUUAGGCCU
Sorghum bicolor (sorghum) is the source of this 3277-nucleotide messenger RNA. RefSeq lists its product as uncharacterized. The coding region runs from base 735 to 2921 and encodes 728 amino acids. The transcript is spliced from 7 exons. The record is from RefSeq and is a predicted model, not a curated record. Lineage: Eukaryota; Viridiplantae; Streptophyta; Magnoliopsida; Poales; Poaceae. Gene Ontology annotation, molecular function: zinc ion binding.